AUGGCAACCCUCGAUUCACCCAUCCUUGUCCAGCUUCCAUCCAAACGCCACAUCUACGAGACUGCUGUCUAUGAGGCUCCGUGGAACGCCCCUUCGACGACGUCUCAUAGUGGAGUACUCCAGGGCCAAGAUCCCCUUGCCACUGCCAAAGCAUCAGAAACCCAAAACGAAAAUGCUCAUCGUCGCUGGAGACCGCGUUAUCACCUCAUGCCGCCAACCGGCUGGCUGAACGACCCUUGUGCACCAGGCUAUGAUGCCGUGCAUGAUGUCUACCACGUUGGAUUCCAGUGGAACCCCAAGAAGCCAGAAUGGGGCGAUAUUUCAUGGGGAAGCGCACUAUCAAAGGACCUUGUUUCCUGGGAGGUCAAUGAUUUUCCUUCUAUUCAACCGUCCAAGAAGCAUGAUGGAGAAGCUGGGGUCUUCACAGGGUGUUGGAGUCCAGUAUCCUCAGUACCAGGCCGGAGCACUGCAUUCUAUACGUCAGCGCGGAUUCUUCCGAUACACCAUACACUUCCUUACAACUGGGGCUCUGAAGCAAUUUGCAUUGCUACGUCGGACGAUGCUGCUCGUACAUGGCAAAGAGGCAAUGCACCGACUGUCUUGGAUGGCCCUCCACGUCACCUCAAUGUCACAGGCUGGCGUGAUCCAUAUGUUGCUAAGUGGCCUUCACUCAGCCGGCUCCUAGGAGACAAGAUAGACCAGGGACUGUUUGGGAUCGUAUCUGGUGGUAUUCGCGGUAUUGGCCCUGCAGUUUUUGUCUACUCUCUCGAACAGUACGAUUUGGCGGCCUGGAACUUCAUCUCUGUGCUGACUAUAGCACCAACCUCGCAGAGGGAACAUCCUUCCCAAUGGGAGCCCGACUAUGGCGCAAACUGGGAAGUGGUCAACUUCCUUUCACUCCCUGACCCCGACGACCAAGAAAUAAGUCAUGAGGUAUUAAUGGUUGGCGUCGAGGGGCGUAGGCAAUCUAAUGUCGAGCCUCCGGGACGCCACCGCCAUUCAGAGUUCAGACGGGAUCAUGGCCAGAUGUGGGUUUCGGGCCCCUUGGUGAAGACUUCAGCGGGGAUAGAGAUGCAAUUCCGUUCUGGCGGCGCUCUGGACUAUGGAGCAAUUUAUGCUGUCAACUCCUUCCAUGAUCCAAAAUCUAACCAGCAAGUAGCGUUUGGCUGGAUUGUUGAGGAAGAUCUCUCUACAGAACUGAAGGGGGCACAAGGAUGGGCCGGACUGUUAUCUAUCCCGAGAGUCGUCCGGCUGAGCAGGAUACGCCAUGUUGUCCAUGCAUUGAAGUCAGAUCUGACAUCGAUAAAGUCACUUGACGUGGUACCAGAAGAUAAGCCGCACCAGAAGUUACUCUUUCCAGAAAGCUCUCCUCAGAUCUACACGAUUACGACCUUAUGUGCUUUGCCAGACCCUAGACUCCGCAAGCUUCGCCAAAGUCAGCGAUUUCUGGGUCCCGCCACAUAUAGCACCUUGCCUGACUCUCUGGGAAGCUUGGAAUUCGCUCACGGAUGCUCAUGUUGGGAACUAAAUGUAUCUUUCGAUAUUGGCAACGGCGUACAUAGUAUUGGCUUCAUAAUAGGCCACACAAAAGACUCAGAACUGCGUACUGUGGUCUCGUUCAGUCCUGACUUGGAGAAGCUUACAAUCACACGAGCUAAAUCCACCAACAUGACAGGCAUAUGCGUGGCGGAUGAAGAGGCACCACAUACCCUCUUCUCGACCUUGUCUCCUGGAACUGCUGAACCAUCUCUGUCCCAAGAGCCCUUGCGGCUCAACGCAUUCUUUGACGUGAGCUGUCUCGAGCUUUUCGCCAAUGAAAGGACGGCAAUUACCGUUUGUGGUAAAGAAGAGUGA
This is a messenger RNA of Fusarium subglutinans, 1854 nucleotides long. RefSeq names its product glycosyl hydrolases family 32 superfamily. Bases 1 to 1854 code for a protein of 617 amino acids. Gene Ontology annotation, molecular function: sucrose alpha-glucosidase activity. The record is from RefSeq and is a predicted model, not a curated record. NCBI's taxonomy places the organism in Eukaryota, Fungi, Ascomycota, Sordariomycetes, Hypocreales, Nectriaceae. The transcript is spliced from 3 exons. Gene Ontology annotation, biological process: sucrose catabolic process.